Messenger RNA from Rotaria sp. Silwood2, 201 nucleotides. NCBI's taxonomy places the organism in Eukaryota, Metazoa, Rotifera, Eurotatoria, Philodinida, Philodinidae. The record is from the annotation of a GenBank genome assembly.
AUGAUCCUUCCACAUUUGGUUGAUGGUGAAUUUAUCUUUCAAUUAUCGAAAAGUGCCCGUCAACAUUCGACAUCAACAACAACUGGAAUUAGUCGUAACCAUUGGUCAGAAGAUUAUACCUAUAUGCUUCUUCCAAGUGAUGUUUCAAAAUAUGAACGCGACACUCGACCAGAACCUUCUAUGUGCAAAAAAACAAUGUGA